Molecule: messenger RNA, 1675 nt
Organism: Rana temporaria (common frog)
Lineage: Eukaryota; Metazoa; Chordata; Amphibia; Anura; Ranidae
Product: keratin, type I cytoskeletal 47 kDa-like
Exons: 8
Coding region: 82-1545 (487 amino acids)
Molecular function (GO): structural molecule activity
Source: RefSeq, a predicted model, not a curated record
AACUACAGACCAUAAUCCACAUCCACAUCAUCUCUUCAUCUCUUUUACCUGAGAGAGAGUAUCUCCAUUAGUACUUCCACCAUGUCUGCCCGCUUUAGCUCAGGAUCAUCUUAUCAAGUUUCAAACUCAGGUGGUGGCUACGGUGGUAGCUCCUUCGGAGGUGGAAGUGGUGGUGGCUACGGUGGUAGCUCCUUCGGAGGUGGAAGUGGCGGUGGCUUUGGAGGUGCUGGCUACGGUGGUAGCUCCUUCGGAGGUGGAAGUGGUGGUGGCUUCGGAGGUGGAAGCUAUGGUGGAGGGUUUGGUGGUGGAUCAGGUGGGGGAGCCAGUUCUGGGUUUUCUAUCAAUGCUGGGGGUUCAAGUAACUUCACUGGAAAUGAUAAGCAGACCAUGCAGAACCUCAAUGACCGUCUGGCUACCUACCUAGAAAAAGUCAGGGACCUGGAAACAGCUAACGCUGAGCUGGAGCUCAAGAUCCGUGAGUGGUAUGAGAAGCAAGUAGGUGCUGCAGCAGGUGCAGGAGCCAAAGAUUACAGCAAGUACUAUGAAAUCAUCAAUGACUUGAGGGGAAAGAUCUUGGAUGUCACUGUUGGGAACUCCAGGAUUGUCCUGCAAAUUGACAAUGCCAGACUGGCUGCUGAUGACUUUAGAAUGAAGUAUGAGACCGAGCUGGCUCUACGCCAGAGUGUGGAGGGUGACAUUGCUGGCCUCCGCAGAGCCUUGGAUGACCUGAGCUUGUCCAGAGGAGACCUGGAGAUCCAAUAUGAAAGUCUAACAGAAGAGUUGGCUUACCUCAAGAAGAACCAUGCAGAGGAAUCGCAACAGGCAAGAAGCAGUGCUGCUGGCCAGGUCAAUGUAGAGAUGGAUGCUGCUCCUGGAAUAGAUCUCACUAAGAUUCUGAAUGACAUGAGAGAAAAUUAUGAAAACCUGGCUGAGAAGAACCGCCGAGACGCAGAGGCAUUGUUUGCCCAGAAGAGUAAAGAACUUAACCAGCAGAUCUCAGUCGGUGUGCAAGAAGUACAAACAACCAAGUCUGAAAUCACUGACCUUAGACGGACCCUCCAAGGCUUGGAGAUAGAGUUGCAGUCUCAACUGGCACUGAAAAAAUCUCUUGAAGACACCUUCUCUGAGACAGAGGGCCGUUAUGGAGCACAGCUCCAGCAGCUCCAACUUGUCCUCAGUGGGCUAGAGGAGCAGAUUUAUCAGGUCAGAUCAGACAUAGAACGCCAAGGCAUGGAGUACAGAGAGCUGCUCAAUAUUAAGAACAGAUUGGAGAUGGAGAUUGAAACAUACCGUCGCCUGCUGGAUGGAGAAAUGGGGCAAUCUUCUACCUCUAAGUCCUCCACCGUGUCUUCCUCUUCCAAGGCAUCUUCCUCUUCCAAUGCAUCUUCCUCAUCAUCCUCUACAGCUGUUGCAGUAAAGACAGCAUCUAUUGAAGAGAAAAAAGACCCAACCAAAACCAGAGUAGUGAAGACCAUUGUGGAGGAUAUUGUAGAUGGGAAGGUCGUGUCCUCCUCUGUGCAGGAGAGAGAAGAGAAGGUGAAUUAAAAUGAAAGGUCAAGAUUCUCUUGGGACUUGUGGAGGUGCAAGGGGCUAAGCAUUGAUUCAAUUUUCCUAAAUGUAAAAUUAAUCUUUUAAAAAAUUCUUGAGAUUAAAUAAAAAUCUGUUCUGACUACUA